Molecule: messenger RNA, 1647 nt
Organism: Giardia duodenalis
Lineage: Eukaryota; Fornicata; Diplomonadida; Hexamitidae
Exons: 1
Coding region: 1-1647 (548 amino acids)
Source: RefSeq, a predicted model, not a curated record
AUGCAGAAGCCCCUUCCGCAAAAAGGCCCAUCGCAUAGGCCAGCUGUCCCGAGGAUUCUCCGGCCACAGAGCCAGGAGAUCGUUGCACUUACUAAUAUCUUUCUUCUCCAGGAGUCGGCCUUGUUCUCCGAGACCUAUGGGUUUACACCCAACAGCUACACCUUUCUGAAGGGGUCUCCCCGUGAGAAGGCCUGCGUUAUGCACUUUUUGCUGAUGAUAGCCGAUCGCCACGAAGCCCAGCAGCAGUUCGCCUUUCUUAAGCCAGAAAAGGGCUCCAAUUUGAUACAUUUUAGGACCUGUGAGCUGUCUCUUUUUCGCGAUAGAGCAUACGUCAUUGCCUCUGCCUUGAGCAACAUGGCUGGCUUUGAAGUUGUGCCCCGGUCGGAGUUCCUAGGAUUCUCGGCGAAGUACAUGAACAUGGUGUUUCGCCUUUCUAUUUACUGCGUACGUGAGCAGAGUAAGCGUCUUUUGCGGCGCUUAUCCUCUGUCGACCUCAGUGCAAUGGCUGAUGGCACAGAUAUAGACCAGGCCGCGAAAGAAAACCUUUCUGGCACAACGUUUUUCGACGAAUCUUUGAACAUGCCUGUGAAUUCGCCGCUAAUCCGUCAAGUGAGCAUUGCGGCAACUGGAAGCUCGUCCAGCAGCGCGAGAUUGAACUUUUCUCCGGGGCAAUUGGUUCCAUACUGCAGUACGCAGAUUAGCCUCGCUUUGGAAGAGCUUGAUGUUGAAGCCUUAUUGGCUAAAAGGAUCUCAGACAUAUACAGAGAGCUUCUAAACGCUGAAAAGGAUCAAGCCUGCUAUGAGAGUGUCAUCCGAUGUCUUGCAAAGCAUAACUAUGAGGUAACAACACCGGGUCCAGAGAGUGUGCCUCGUCCUCGCGUUCCUCCAAACAUUGGGGAUGCACUACGUUUUCUGCAAGCCCUCAGCAAGGAGCUCCAAGACAUUCCACUCGAUGCAUACACUUUCCUAAGGCAGCUAGGGAACACCCAGUCUCCUGGCUUACAGUUAGAAGAUCAGAGCGCUGAGGUAACGUACCCAGAGGUACAUCUUUCACAGCUUCGGGAGCUUUACAAAACACAAGUUCAGCCAUCUUCUGUUAACUUUCCGUUAAUCUGCGCAGGAGCUACGUCUCUAUUAAGAAGCGCACUUUCCGAUGAAACCCUCCAUAACAUAAACCAGAGGCUUUUCUCUUGUCCUCGUGUAGACGUACCAGACCAUGUGUCGCCAAAUCGCAAUUAUGAGGAGCAGCUUCUGGGCGUUCAGAGCUCAAUAAAGGCACUUCAGGCGCAAAUAACAGCUUUACGAAAGGACUCUAACUCUAGUUUACAGCCGCCAGAUACAACCGUGAAGGACGCGUUCACAGAGGCCAUUCUCCAGGCACUUGGAGACACCGAGAACGCAAGCUCAAGCGUUGGCAACCAGCAUUGCAUCGAGGAUAACAGGACCAUAAGAGAUCCACGCAUUGCAGAUAAAGAGCGGCUGCGGAUGUCGCUUCGUGCAACAACAAGAACCCAGGAAAUAGACAAGCUCUCAUCUCGACUGCACAAGACAUUCUCCGGCGGAAAACAGGUUAUCCCCGUUUCUACAUUCGUUGCAGAUGGCACAGAAGGCCGUCUCUCUAAUACCGUAUAUCUUGGGGACGAGUAA